AUGAAUAAUAUUUGUCCUCUGGUUAUUUGUGGUCCUUCGGGUGUAGGUAAAGGUACUUUGAUAAAAAAACUGUUAAGUGAGUUCCCUAAUUAUUUUUAUUUUUCUGUUAGUUGUACUACCAGAAAAAAGAGAGAGAACGAGAAAGAAGGUGUGGAUUAUUAUUUUAUUGAUAAGAAUAUGUUUGAAGAUAAAUUAAAAAAAAAUGAUUUUUUAGAAUAUGAUAAUUAUGCUAAUAAUUUUUAUGGAACAUUAAAAAGUGAAUAUGAUAAAGCGAAAGAACAAAAUAAAAUCUGCUUAUUUGAAAUGAAUAUUAAUGGUGUCAAACAAUUGAAAAAAUCAACACAUAUAAAAAAUGCUCUAUAUAUCUUUGUCAAACCACCAAGCACUGAUAUACUCUUAAAUAGAUUAGUAAACAGAAACACAGAAAAUAAAGAACAAAUACAAAAACGUAUGGAACAAUUAAAUAUAGAAUUACAUGAAGCCAAUUUAUUAAAUUUUAAUUUAACAAUUAUUAAUGAUGAUUUAACAUUAACAUAUGAACAACUAAAAAAUUAUGUACUUAAUUCAUACAUUCACUUGAAAUAA
Plasmodium adleri (nom. inval.) is the source of this 585-nucleotide messenger RNA. Its product is annotated as guanylate kinase. Lineage: Eukaryota; Apicomplexa; Aconoidasida; Haemosporida; Plasmodiidae. Bases 1 to 585 code for a protein of 194 amino acids. Gene Ontology annotation, cellular component: cytosol. Gene Ontology annotation, molecular function: GMP kinase activity. Gene Ontology annotation, biological process: purine nucleotide metabolic process. The transcript has a single exon. The record is from RefSeq and is a predicted model, not a curated record.